UGAUGUAGCAAUUACAAUAAUCCGCAGUAGGAAUUUCGAAAAAUAAACGCGCGAUUCAUCUAUCUUGAAAUAACAAUGCAAAUAAUUGGUUGUUGAACAAAAUCAAAAGAUUUCACCGAAAAUUAAACGGUAUUGAUCGAUGAGUACUACAUGAGUACUAUAAUAGAACUUAAGCACAAGUUUUGAUUAAAUUUAUAUGUAAAAAACAUUAUAAAAUAAAAUUUCAAUCGCCAAAAUGCAAAUGCCACAUCCUAGUGAAAAUUUUGGAGAAGAUAGCACGACUGAUUCUCGUGGCUGUGUUAAUAUACCCAAAAUGGAGCUGCUCAAGGUUAAUUAUGUACACCAGUGCAAGAAUGCUAUUAUGUACAGGUCGAGCGAGCCACAGCUGGCUGAGCGUCGAAAAAAUCCGACUCGUUUUGGUGGAUACCGCCGAAGUCUAUCGCAACUCGGGCAUAAGCAUCAAACCGGUCCUACUCUCUCGACGAAUUGCUCUAUGACUUCUUUGUCCUCCCAAAAACCGCCAAUAGUUGAUUCUUGGAAGUUGCUAUUGCAACCAAGUCAAAACCCAGGUUCUAUGGAAAUGUUUAAGGUUCAGGAGCAAAAACUGACAAAUCUCAUUGGCAUUAAAUCACGGGCAGACCGCAUCGCACGAAUAGAGACCAUAGAGUGCAGAUCACUCCUAAAGUCCGACUCUCAAAAUCUUCAGCCAAAAGCAGUACAGGACCAAUCCCGCUCAAAUCAAUUUGUACCAUUCUGGUUGUUUAAAAACGAAAGAAAUACAAUCGGCAGUAACAGCAAACAUUUCAGCAGUAAUGACUUCACGGCACCACCAAAACAAUCUCCCCACUUAAAAAAAAAAAAGAUAAUUCGUGUUCACACUCGAAAACAAUAUCCGAUAACUACCACUAAUAUGGAUCGGUCCAUCAGACAAGCUGAACUUCCCGAGAUCAAUUAUCGUGAUGAAAGCUACGAUUAUAAAAGUUUCAAUUCCCAAUGUGAAGAUCAGAAAUGUUUUCUCAGCAGCUGCUCUGAUUCCGACGUUUCUGUCUAUAGUGAAUAUAGCCAGCAUCCAUGCAAGCAUUACACAACUUUUCAUACAGGGGAUUUUCCCAGUUGCCAAAAUAAGGGAAAACCAAUACUAAGGAAGGAAUAUGAAGGCUCAAUUCAAAUAAAAACCCAUGGGGAUCCUAACGAUCUGCAGAAUUUUUUGAAAAAGAAUCUGACUAAGGCUACAACCAAUGAACUGCUAAAAGCAGCAUCAGAAAAUGAAAAAAAGUGUAAUAUUGAAAUAGAGCGAAGAUUAAUUGAUUUGAAAAUAAGUGAAAAGGAUUUCAAAUUUAAUGACAGCGAGGACUACAUAAAGGUCGAACCCAGUCCAUCACCAAUGGGUAACAUCACUUCGGAGAAUUUAGUCAGACCGAACGGCAACUACAACGACCAAAGUAAAAUUCAGAAUUCCUCUGGGUCGCAUUCUGUUUCAUUCUCUAGCUGUAGUGGUUCAUGCUUGAAUAAUAGUUCUGUAUGUGAUUCAGAAGAAGAUUUCUGCGACGGUGAUGAACACAAAUAUUCCAAAACUUAUCUUAAGUACUUUUCCAAGAACGGUACCAAUGCUAUGGAAGGGGUUUUUCGGAACAACGCGUAUGAUGACUUUCCAGUGAACAAAACUGCCAGCUGUUGCUGUAACAUGUCUUGUUGCGACGAGGAUGAUUGUUCAUUUUUUGAUGAAAAUGUAGGCGAUUCCAUACCGCUGCAACAACUAGAACAAAGCGAAGUAGCCGAAUACCUCACAAGGAACAAAAUAUUACUACUUAAGACUGAAGAUAAGAAAAACCUAAAGCCAAAAAGCACCGAUAGUAUCACAUCUUUGAUAUCCUCCUGGAAUUUAAGCCCGGUUCCAGAAACCGGUGAGCUACUUCAAAAUCAACAGGAUGUUGAGCGACGACGCCUUAGACGUGGUCAUGUACUAAAGGAACUUUUGGAGACGGAGCGCAUCUACGUACAUGAAAUGAGCUCAAUCUUAAAGGGCUACUAUGAUCGUUUGAAAUCAGAAAUGCUUUGCCCCACUAGCCUCCAAGGAAAAGAGGAUGUGCUGUUUGGGAACCUGCAUGAGCUCUAUACCUUUCAUAAUGACGUUUUUCUUAAGGAUCUUGAAAACUGUAUUUCGACCGCUGAGCUCGUCGCACUAUGCUUUGUUCAAAGGCGUGAUACAUUUUAUCAACUGUACUCUUUCUAUUGUCAAAACAUUUCUCGCUCAGAGCGCUUGCGAGAAACUCUGUCGGAUACACAUUUGUUUCUUCAAGAGUGUCAGAAACGAUUGGGUCAUAAGCUUCCACUGGCGGCAUACUUGCUUAAGCCAGUUCAGAGAAUUACAAAAUACCAGCUUCUUUUGAAAGAUUUGCUGCGCUUCAGCGACAAUGGUAUCUGCACAAAAGAACUUCAAAACGCACUUGAUUCUAUGUUAAUUGUUUUGAAGUGUGUUAACGAUUCUAUGCAUCAAGUAUCAAUAACAGGGUUUCCGAGUGACUUAGCGCAACAAGGUGACCUUAUGAUGCAAGACUCAUUCCAGGUGUGGACUGAGUCUAAAAAGGAUAUUCGUUUACGAAUCAAGUCGCGUCAGCGACAUAUUUUCCUUUAUCAAAAAUCUAUGCUGUUCUGUAAGCAAACUUUUAAAGCGAGCAACAACAAAAGUUCCUAUGAAUUUAAGAACUCUGUUAGGAUGUCACAAAUUGGCUUGACUGAGUCUGUGCGAGGCGAUACAAAGCGCUUUGAAGUUUGGCUUAAGGGACGCCAGGAAGUUUACACCUUACAGGCACCCACAACGUGUGUAAAACAAAAAUGGGUUGCGGAAAUUAAGCGGGUCCUACUUAACCAGCUCGAAGAGCUAAAAGGCGAAAAAAUAAAGCAUAACAAUUUUAACCAUGAAGGUCUUAAGCAAGCAAUAUCUUGGGACACCCCUAACAUUAUACUUUCUCCUCCGAGCCGUUCGAUAAUUAUAGAAUCUAAUUUUGAAACUUCUAACCGGAAUUCAAAAUGCAACAGCAUUAAUGAACGCUUUACAAACUUUAAUACCGUUGAUGGACCAUCGGGCAAUCAUCUACAGGAAAAGUGGACCUGGAGCUCAGAUUGUUCAAACAGUGAAGACAAACCAUGUCUAAUUAAUAAAAAUAUUUCCCCGACGGGCCCACAAGACAUGGAUACCUAGGACCUGCAUUCGGCCAAGCAAAAACCGGGAAUGCUUCAGGCAUUUUCAAUUUUUAAUUCC
This is a messenger RNA of Drosophila takahashii, 3262 nucleotides long. NCBI's taxonomy places the organism in Eukaryota, Metazoa, Arthropoda, Insecta, Diptera, Drosophilidae. The record is from RefSeq and is a predicted model, not a curated record.